AUGGAUAUUCAAGACGACCAACCAGAACAAGCCAGGGGAGUGCAUGUCACCUACACCAAUGAUCCUGUAGAAGCCGAAGCAUGGCUAAGAAAUAAUGUUAUGGAUAUCGACACUAGAGCCUUGGGCUUCGACAUCGAAUGGAAACCGCAAUUCGUAAAGAAGAAAUUAGGUGGCAAGGAAAACAAAACAGCUGUAUUGCAACUCUCAACCGAAACUGCCACCCUGGUUCUCCAUAUAAUACACGUAAAGACACUCCCAAGACAUCUUGUUGACAUUCUAGCUGAUCAGAGCAUUCUUAAAGUGGGAUGCGGUAUUCGUCCAGAUGUUAUCAAACUGUUAAGGGAUACCGGUUUACAAUGUAAAGGUGCUAUAGAUUUGGUUGAGCUGGCAUCAAGGUCAGGCUAUACUAAACAACAUGGUCAAGGCCUGAAAACGUUAGCUAUGAAUGUACUGGGGAUUGAAAUGACUAAACCAAAAAGAGUACAAUUGAGUAACUGGGAAUUCCUGCCCCUGACACGAAGUCAGAUUUGUUAUGCUGCGUUAGAUGCUUGGGUUGGCAUUAAGCUCCAUUCGCACAUGCAAAAACAGAUGAACAAUGGCAAAAAUGCAAAGUCUGAAAUCGACGGUUUGAUAGAUGUCCAGCCAAGUGACAUUGUGAUUGUAUGUUGUAAUGUCUGCGGUAAGAAGUGUAAAGGUGAGGGUAAGUUGCAGGAACACAUGGGUAAUGCAGGCCAUAGUCAGUGCCCAAAAUGUGGAAUGAUGUUUGUGUUUGCUGUAACAAGAAAACACCGUAAUAAGUGUACUGGUUCUGAAGGCCAUUCUUCACAAAGUGCUAACUUAAAGACAGUAUUCUGA
Molecule: messenger RNA, 855 nt
Organism: Paramuricea clavata
Lineage: Eukaryota; Metazoa; Cnidaria; Anthozoa; Malacalcyonacea; Plexauridae
Source: the annotation of a GenBank genome assembly